UUUAAAAUUGUGAUGCUUGAAAUUCUUUUCAGUGUGCUAACUUUGUACUUUGAAAUAACCGAAUUAACCGAAUUAAAAGACGUUGCAUUACUACGUAGAGACCUCCUAGACUAUAUCAGCUCCUUCAAAGCUUAUGAAGAAGAUGAGACAAUACUUGUCAGCCAGUUACUUAGAAUUGCUCUGAUUUUCCAAACGACGCCGCUGAGCGAUUCCGAGAUGGAGAAGCUGAAACUGGUUAAAAUAGAUCAGAAUAAUUUAGCGCAGCUGAUGGCUUUAGGCUCAGAUAAGAGAAUUCUGAAAUUAAACGAGCAGCUUCUUGCGAUUUUCACAAAGCGGUCUGAGGACAUCCCCUUAAUGGACACUUCCGAGAUUCCAUUUUUAGGCAUGAAUGUAGUUUGUUCCAUAUUCCGCGUCUUGACCAAUAGUCUGCAAUUCUUUAAAUCUCUUUUCCUGAGAACUGCGAGAAACAAUUUUGGUAUUGCAGUACCAAAAAUUUUGUUUACUGACCAAUUGCAUGAUGUGAUUGAUUGUUUGGAAUAUGUCGUCGAAACUUUUCAAUCAGAAGCCCCAUUAAUGAACCUCUUUUACAAGGCAUUCAAAAACCGAUUCACCUUUAGACAUGUUUAUUUGCUCGGUUCUGAGUUCCUAACCACUUACGAAAUGAAGCAAAAGAAAAUGAUUGCUAAAAUUUGUAAAGCGAAAGCGGCGAUGCCAGAAAUGUUUGAUGCUGAAAUGGAAGAGAUGGUGCAAGAAAUUAUUGAAUCUGCAAACAUGAACAGCGCGCAGUGUUUAAUUGCAGCAAUGACGUUCGCCGUAUAUUCAAACAAGCAGCAAAAAGAUUCUUACGACACUGGAGCAAAAUUGAUGAUGAGCAUGUUGAUGGUGAUCAGCAAACACGACGAGGCCCUGCUCGCAUUUUUGCGAAAUCUUGACCUUGAGCGUUUACUUUAUAAAAUGAAGUCUCUUUUCUUAGAGUUCGCUGCGCGUAACAACCGUAAUGACAACACUACCGAUGAAGUAAGGAUAUAUAAAUGCUUUAAUUUUAUCAAUACUUCAGGAAAAAGGGCUAGAUUGCUUUAUAUAUACAAAAAAUAAUUUCUUUUGAUUGUGCAGUUUUUCCCAAUGAGAAAUGGGAACGUCAGAUUUUGCUCUAAUUGCCAGCUGGAAACAAACCAUGUGCACCAAAUAAUAUCAGGAAUUAAUAGUAUGGGACAGUAC
Molecule: messenger RNA, 1218 nt
Organism: Cloeon dipterum
Lineage: Eukaryota; Metazoa; Arthropoda; Insecta; Ephemeroptera; Baetidae
Exons: 5
Coding region: 13-1095 (360 amino acids)
Source: RefSeq, a predicted model, not a curated record